Messenger RNA from Vigna unguiculata (cowpea), 4095 nucleotides. RefSeq names its product protein ROOT PRIMORDIUM DEFECTIVE 1-like. NCBI's taxonomy places the organism in Eukaryota, Viridiplantae, Streptophyta, Magnoliopsida, Fabales, Fabaceae. Gene Ontology annotation, molecular function: RNA binding. The record is from RefSeq and is a predicted model, not a curated record.
UUAUUGAAGUAAUUUUCAAUUAGUAUUAAAAACUUCUUUUUUAUUAUUAAUGAUAUUGUUAACUUUUCCCUUCUCUAGGAAUAGAAGUGAGUUUUCCUUUGAACACUGCAAAAAAAAAAAUACUGUAAUUGGUUCUAUCAGAACCGAAACCUGAGUUCAAUGCAAUGAAUUUCUUGCAUAGUCCUAGACACAGGUUCCUCUCACCCUUUACCCUCUUCACCCAACGCCGAUGGAAGAAACCCACCGUUUCCGCCCAAACCCGUUUGGAGGACAGAGUACGAGACCCCCACUUCGACAAACUUAUGACUCACCUCAAAAGACUCUACCAGGUCCUCGAAAUCUACCAACUCAUGUCCACCCGCAAACGCGCUCCCUUCGUGUCCCUCACACUCAUGUCCCGCUGGAGAAAUAUCCUUGGACUCAAUGUCCCUGUGGGCUCCUUCCUCCACAAAUACCCUCAUGUGUUCCACGUGUUCGUCCAUCCAUUCAGGAAGAACACGUGCUGCAGGGUCACAAAAAAGAUGAAAGAGUUGAUCUUGCUUGAAGGGAUGGUGGUGAGGCAGCAGGAGAUGGAGGCUGUGAAGAGGGUGAAGAAGUUGCUGAUGAUGUCUGUGAGUGGCUCUCUUCGUUUGCACGCUUUGAGGAUGAUCAGGAGGGAACUGGGUCUCCCUGAGGAUUUCAGAGAUUCCAUUCUUGGGAAGUUCAGUGGGGAUUUUAAAUUGGUUGGUUUGGAGGUUGUGGAAUUGGUUGAUUGGGAUGCAGAAUUGGGAUUGGCUGAGGUCGAGAAAUGGAGGGAGAGAGAGUACACAGAGAAGUGGUUGAGUGAGUUUGAGAUAAAGUUUGCAUUUCCCAUUGGUUUCCCAACUGGGUUUAAGAUUGAGAGAGGGUUUAGAGAGAGAUUGAAGAAUUGGCAGAGGCUUUCAUACACUAAACCUUAUGAGCGGAAGGAGGUUGUUAGGGUGAGGACUUGUGGAGGGAUUGAACGGUAUGAGAAGAGGGCUGUGGCUAUUCUUCACGAGCUAUUGAGCUUGACUGUGGAGAAAAUGGUUGAGGUUGAUCAACUGGCUCAUUUUCGUAGAGACUUAGGCAUUGAAGUUAAUGUGCGGGAAUUGCUGCUAAGACACCCUGGUAUAUUUUACAUAUCAACUAAAGGGAAGACACUAACUGUUUUCCUUAGGGAAGCAUAUCGUAAAGGGGGAUUGAUUGAACCGAAUCCCAUGUAUGAAGCGCGAAGGAAUAUUUUGAAUCUUGUACUCUUAGGAUGUAGGAAAACCAGAACAUUGUUGGCUGGUGAUGAGGCUAAGGAAGAGAGUAAUGUUGUAGUCUGUGAAGUGAAUGAGGAAGGUGAAAGACAAGGAGAUUGGGUGAUUCCUUUCUUGGAGAACUGUGAGGAGAGUAGAUCCCCUUGAUGUUGUGUGUAAAGGUAGCAGAUGCAGGAAAUUUGAAGAGAUUGUGAAAAUGGUUUCAGGAUUUUGGAGUUCAUUGCCUUUGUCGUCGUAGGCAUUGGCGUCCUCCUGUCCAUGCUUCAUGAGUGCAGACUCUGGCUCUGCGGCUAGGCUUUCGAGUGCAUUCUACGUAUGACAUUUCUCUUUUUUGAGUUCCAUGUCGGAGUUGGCGAUUCCUUUGCUCACACUACCUAAAGGAGCUGACUGGCGAUGCAGCUUACUUUCUUUUCAAUUAUUGUUGAGAAAUUUUGAUGAAUGCGUGGAAGGGGAAAUGCUUGGUUUUAGUUGAGGCUGUUUUUAUUUCAGAUAUUGAGACUCGAUACCUCGUAGUGAUGAGCUAAAUGUUGUAAGGAGAAGAGUUGUGGAUAGCUAUUGCAAAGUGUCUGUUAUUGGAAUGUUCUCCCUCCAUCACUCUGUCUUUAGAAGAAUAAUGGUCCUUAGUUGUUAUGUGUGCUUUUGUUUCAAUUCAUAUGCAUUGGAAGAUAGUUGAACUCUCAAUUCAUAUGUAUCUUGCUUUAAUUUUCUGCAGUAAAUAGUUUGAUUCAGGUUUCUAUUUUUGUUUUGGUUGAAUUCCUUCUUCCAUGCGUUUUUUCAGUUUCUUUGCAUUUGAGUAGCAAUCUUGAUGCUGUCACAGGAUGAUUAUUGCUGCCAUCAAGUUGCAUCUUGCAUUUGCAUUGUGUUAAUCAUGAUUUUACCAUUCUGCAUUAGUUUUCAGCGCUGCACCCAUUUUGCAUUCACAACUUCCUGCUGAGAAAUCUGCACUGCAUAUUACCAUUAGGCUUCAUGCACUCUGAAUCUGCAGUAGUUUUUCCUAUUGGUUGAUAAUGCUGACCCAAAUCUGCUGCCAAGAUCUAAAAUACUGCAGCUCAAUUGUAUUUCAUGCAGUGCAGAUUCCAUUCCAACUUGACAUUCUACUUGAAUCUUAAUUCCUUCGUCACCAUCUCAUAUCUAUUCAUUCAUCUUUGACUUAACUCAAUUUAGAGCAUCUUUGCAUUCAUAGUCCACUGCAACGUGUUCUGUUUCUAAAGUUCUAUGUUGAUCUGCCACUGCCAUGUGCUGGUUUAAUGUUGUCAUAAGAUCUUCCUGCAUUCUUUCAUUUGGCAGCUUAGCAUGGCAUCCAAGUACCAACCUAGCAUAAUUGAUUGGGUAUGUGGCUGUGAUGAGUGAAUCCUAAAACUGUUCAAAUAUGAAAUUUGUUCUGCAUUGUUGAUUGGGAUUUAUGCUACUGAACUUGAACUUUGAUUCUCUACUGUCAUAGAUAAAAUUCUGCUGCCAAUUGGUUUUUCAAGUGCUCAUCUUAUUCUAAACAAAUCUGCUCUGGUUUUAGUAAACUUACUGCACCUGGAAACUGAUUUGCCUUGUGUUGUUGUUUCCAAAUCCAAAAUUCUGCACUCAUUCUGCAUAAAAAAGUUUCCUGAUUUCUGAGGUGAAAUUGGUUGAGUAGUUGCUGUUACGUGCUGGCUUAAUGUGGCCACCUGGGUUCAUGCACAUUGAAUUGAUCUUGCUGUUAUUAUGUGCUACUUUAACGCUGUCACAGAUCAGUUUUAAGCCGGUUUGCUGUUGUUUUAUUCUGGUUUAGUGCUCACAUAAUUCACAGAAUCUCACCCAGUUCGGCAUCAUUUUCUUAUUGCCAUUCAUUCAUCCAUCUUAGUCAUUAUACAUUAUAACCGCUGGCCAUUGCUUUUCCAGAAAUUCAUUUUCCAUUCAUCUCUCUGAACAAAUCUGCAUUGCAUUCAGGUGCACAAUUUAAGUUCUGCUGCCAAUAGGGAUUCACGCACAUCAUCUUGUUCUUGUGUCAAGCUCAUUUUGCAUUGUUCAUGGUCUAAUACAGCAGCAUGUGGUAUCUGAGAUCUGCACUGCAUGCCUUAUCUUUUAGGUUCAUCUUCAUUCCAUCUUGGAUUCCAUUCUAGGUUCCUUGCAUCUCAUGCAUUGCAUUCACUCAUAUCUUAAAUUAGUUUCAUCAUGCAUUUAGAUAGUUUAGUUUUUAAUUGAAUAAAAAUUCAGCACUUUCUUUUAGUUUUUUUUCUUUAUUGUAUUUCUUUUUACCCCUUUGUUUUAGUUUUAUUUUCUUUUUAGCGCAAGCUAAACUUAACACACACCAUUUUCUUGGAUUCGAUCUUGAGUCAUCUUAAUGGAAGAUAAUUUGGGUUUUGUUUAACUCUUCAAAACGACUUAAGUUAACAGACAUUUUUAAUUAUCUUUUGCAUUGGGAUUGGCAUGUGUAGUUUUCUUUGCUCUCUUCUGCAUCAUUCUAAUGAUAGCACUAGCUUAUGCUAUGAAAAUCAGGGAAGGCACAUCAGAAAAAGAUAAUCAGGUCACUUCUUAUGUAUAUGUUUAUUCCGUCAAAUUCAUUGGUGAUGGUUGAUGACAACAAGAAACAACUUGUUAACACAUAGAUUCAUGCAAUAAAAGCCAUGAGUGAACUUUCUCUCAAUCCAGAUGAUUCUGUGAGUGCUGACUGUGUUAUCGUAUCUUUCAUCCAGUAAUUAUUUGGUGCUAAUCUAAUUUGUUCUUUGUAGUUAGUAACCGGUGGUGGUAGCUUUCUUUCAUGUUAAAUUUUAUUCCCUUCAACUGGCCUUGUCAUUUUUUGAUACUAUUAGGAUAUUUUAUCUGAUUUAUCCUUCUUUAAGUACUUAAUUGCUUUUGCUAA